ACACGCGAUUGUCGCGCCAGCUCGCAGUUGAUGGCGGACGCUUGCUGCCCUGACACCAUGGACGCAAAGGGUAAAGAAAGAGGCAUCCUGAAGCUGGAGCCGCGGCCACGGAUCGUCGUGGAAGCCCGCUCUGAGCUGACUCCACAGGGUUCCUGCGAGCACGCGCCGGUGUCGCCGCAGCCAUCGGUGGACCGCCUGUCGGUGACCUGGGCCGACCCCGGCAGCAUGACGUCUUCGGGAGUCAACCUGUUCCACCUGCCUUCGGACACCCCUCUCAGCAAUGAGGUCAAGUUCUCACCAACUGCUGGAGGUGAGUCGAGCAUAUCUGCCCGCAUACGAUGUUUCAUCAAAGCUUACAAACCACUGAAAUCAGUCACAAGUUUAUUCACGAUUCCAAGUCAAAAGCUCUAUUUAGCUUAA
This is a messenger RNA of Ostrinia furnacalis (Asian corn borer), 420 nucleotides long. RefSeq lists its product as uncharacterized. The record is from RefSeq and is a predicted model, not a curated record. The transcript has 3 exons. The coding region runs from base 31 to 420 and encodes 129 amino acids. NCBI's taxonomy places the organism in Eukaryota, Metazoa, Arthropoda, Insecta, Lepidoptera, Crambidae.